AUGUCGUCUUCGCUCGCAACUCGCCCAGCGCCGCACACAUCGACGGCCGCCUCUGCCAGCUCCACCACCGCCUUCGACGUGCCGCACAUCACCACCCACGCCCCCGAGCCCAUGGAUACGUCAAUGAGAGGCUCCGAGUCCUUGAGCGGCAACCAUGGCCAUGACCCGGCCGACCCCGACGCCCGAUCUGCCGACGGCUCCAAGAACGCCUCGCCCCCCGACACGGGCAAUGCCUCCACCAGGAACUCCUCCUCCAUGACGGCGCCCCCCCCCGCUGCCGCCGCCCUACAUCAGCCCAAGAUUGUCCAGACGGCCUUUAUCCACAAGCUAUACAACAUGCUAGAAGACCGGAAUAUACAACACCUGAUCUCGUGGUCAUCGAGUGCCGACAGUUUCGUCAUGGCCCCAACCCCAGACUUUUCCAAGGUGUUAUCGCAAUACUUUAAGCACACCAAUAUCUCAUCCUUCGUCCGACAGCUGAACAUGUACGGCUUUCACAAGGAGCGAGAUGUAUUCCACACGGGAAACCCGGAGAGUACCCUCUGGGAAUUCAAGCAUGGUGGCGGAAACUUCAAGCGCGGAGACCUCGUCGGAUUGCGCGAGAUCAAGAGACGCGCCAGCCGACAUGCCCUCGUGCACAGAGAGAGCGCGUACUCGAAAGCGACGCCCCCGCAACCACCUACCCCGACCGACUCGAUUCACAUGGACCACGACGGCGUGGAUCGUCUGGCCAGCAUGGAACACUCCCUCUACGACCUGAGUGUCCGCCUGCAGAGGAGCGAGGACAGCGUGCACUAUAUGCAGGCGAGGAACCAGGCUGCUGUGGAGACCAUGAGCCGACUCCUCUACUUCAACCAGGAGCUCGCGAGGACCGUGCAGUCCCUCGCAUCCCCAGAGGACCCUGCGCUCCGAGACUGUACGUCGACAGCUGCGCUCGAUACCUGCGCACCCCCUGACCUCACACACCGUCGCAUCUCCGCUAACAUGCAUGUUCAUUCAGUUGCCGCGCUGCAGAAUGAGAUGGCGAGGCAGGCCGACAUGAUCAGGAGCAUGGAAGAAACAUCGGCUGAGAUGCCUUUCCUAAGCAGACAGCAGUAUCUCAGCGGCAUAGAGAACGCGCCGGUAUCACCGAGACAGAUACCGUCGGACGACUCGCGACGCAACCUGACAGUACCUCAACGCCAGAACUUCUACCGACCGCCUGUGCCCUCGAACCUCUCUGUAGUCGCCAGGAGACCGUACGGGUCAAUCGGAGGGGCGGGCACAGCCCAGCCAUCGCCCUCGCGGAACAUCACCAACCCUGUCGCUGCACCGCCGCCAGGACCCCCCCACCCUCUGGCGAAUGUCGAACCCCAUCCCGCGAGUCUGGGGAGGAGACACACCUCGGCCGACAUACGCGCCCACGGCUGGCAUGCGGGCCCGUCCCCAUACUCGACCAAUACGUCCACAGGCUACCCGUCAUCACCCACCCGCGCACCCCCCGAGGACCAGCGCAUCCGCGAAUCGCUAUCGGCGUACUCGCUGCAUGCGGCGUCUCACCAGCAGGGGCAGCCUACUUCCCGACCGACGACGCCGCCGCCGCCGCCCAGUGCCAUAGGGAAUGCCGGGAGUGGCAGCGGCAGCGGCGGCGGCGGCGGCGGCGGCGGCAAUGGCGCAGACACGUUUGGCAACUGGUCGUGGGGCUCGGCUGCGGCAAGCAGGGUUCUCAAGGAUUCGUCGGGACCGCCCACCAGGAGAGGCAGCAUGGCGCAUAUCCUGAACCCUAGCGAUACCGCUGAGAGGUCAGAUGAGGACGAGGAUCCGCGUGGCGAGGACGACAGGAAACGAAAGCGAGUGCAAUAG
Geosmithia morbida is the source of this 1842-nucleotide messenger RNA. RefSeq names its product HSF protein. Gene Ontology annotation, molecular function: sequence-specific DNA binding; DNA-binding transcription factor activity. The coding region runs from base 1 to 1842 and encodes 613 amino acids. The record is from RefSeq and is a predicted model, not a curated record. The transcript is spliced from 4 exons. Gene Ontology annotation, biological process: regulation of DNA-templated transcription. Lineage: Eukaryota; Fungi; Ascomycota; Sordariomycetes; Hypocreales; Bionectriaceae.